AUGUUGUGGGCAUAUGCUGUUAUUUUUCGCGCAGCUAGGGACAACAGCGAAAGAACGCGACGCAACAGUGUCGUUCCAAACAACGGUGAAGAACAAUCCCAAACUCCGCUUCGUUAUGGUAGGCGUCGAAGUAGCACUGCUCCCAUUAUUCUUAGCCGGAAGUUGAGCACUUCAAGUCGGACUAGCUCUCUACUUUGGCACCGGGACGAAUGGAAAGCCGCCAUUACCAGCAUGCUAGUUGUUUCCACAUUUAUCAUCUGCUGGCUUCCAUAUUUCGUCAUUAUUGUCAUGGAGUCUACUAUUCUCCUUCAGUCGGAAGAUAUCCAUCCGUUUAUGCAAGGGACAGCGAUAUUUUUGGCAUUGUCCAGUUGUUUAUUUAACCCGCUGGUUUAUGUGUUUCGCAGCAAGGUGGCACGACAGGAGCUCAUGUCGAUCUUGCAAGCGAAACGCAAUCACGGACUUGUGCGGGGCUCAUCGAAUGCCAACGAAAAUAACGGUUCGUUUCAGAAACGAGGCUCUGACGUCAGUCAAAAAGAACCACCAUUGACUCGAGAAAUUGACACGGGCCUCCCGCGUCUAACAAGCUUAACAGAGACUACUCUCACUUCUGUGCACUCCUAUUUUUGUGGGGUGCAUUUUGGGAGAGGGUAUCUAUCUAUCUAUCUAUCUAUCUAUCUAUCUAUCUAUCUAUCUAUCUAUCUAUCUAUCUCUCUCUCUCUCUCUCUCUCUCUCUCUAUAUAUAUAUAUAUAUAUAUAUAUAUAUAUAUAUAUAUAUCACAGUCUGUUUAUCUAUCUCAUUCUGUUCAUAUCUAUCUAUCUAAUGACCAAUCUAUUUGUCUAUUUAUAUCUAUCUAUAUAUCUCAGUAUUUUCAUUAUCUAUCUAUCUAUCUAUCUAUCUAUCUAUCUAUCUAUCUAUCUCUCUCUAUAUAUAUAUAUAUAUAUAUAUAUCUCACAGUCUGUUCAUCUAUCUCAUUCUGUUCAUAUCUAUCUAUCUAUCUAUCUAUCUAUCUAUCUAUCUAUCUAUCUAUCUAUCUAUCUAAUUACCAAUCUAUUUGUCUAUUCAUAUCUAUCUAUAUAUCUCAGUAUUUUCAUUAUCUAUCUAUCUAUCUAUCUAUCUAUCUAUCUAUCUAUCUAUCUAUCUAUACAUAUCUUCCUCUAGAUAAAUACACAACUAUCUAUCUAUCUAUCUAUCUAUCUAUCUAUCUAUCUAUCUGA
Molecule: messenger RNA, 1215 nt
Organism: Acanthosepion pharaonis
Lineage: Eukaryota; Metazoa; Mollusca; Cephalopoda; Sepiida; Sepiidae
Source: the annotation of a GenBank genome assembly